AUGGAUGAAGAAUUUCACUUACCGGAGCACAUAAUCCACCGCAUUCAAUCCUUCCUCACCGGAAGAGAAGCUACUCGGACGUCUAUCCUCUCUAAUGCAUGGCACCAGGCGGCCCUCAGUCGCCCGAAUCUCGACUUUGACGUACACGAUUUCAGAACCGGUCGUGAUGAAGACGAGCCAUACACCGGCAGCUCAGACCACAAAUUCUCGAAAUUCGUGAGGAUGACUAUUUCGAGGUACGAGCAACUGAAGCUGAAGAUCGGGAGUCUGAGAUUUCGUGAAUAUAUAGAAUGGGGGGAUACUGAUUAUGAUGUUAUUUGCUCACGUGUUCUUUAUAAGGAAUUGAUCCCGAAAGCACUUAGUAUGGGCGCGACUCGUCUCGACAUCGGUGGAGAUUUUAUGUUGCCGAAUGAGGUUUUUGAAGCUGAAAAUCUUGUCCGGUUAUCCGUGGAGAAAUGUCGGAUCGAUCUAAACCCGCUGGAUCGACCUGCUGCUGUAAGAUGUCCUCGUCUCGAAUCCCUUAGUUUAAGCCAUGUCGAUAUCGUCGAGCCCAACCAGAUUUAUCGCAUAAUCUCCGGCUGCCCCUCGAUUAAGAAAUUAUUUUUCGUCGAUAAUGUUUGCUAUACGUGUUUGGUAGGUGUUGGUCUCGCCAAUUCUCAUAUGUUGACUUGUCUUCUUUGCGACAUGACAUUUUUAAACUUUGUUACGGCGUCCUCCAAGUUUCCUUUCCUCAAAGAUUUGACGCUACAUGAUUUAUGGGCUUACCCGAAAAAGAUAGUGAUUAGCAGCCGUUCGCUCGAGCGCUUGAAUUUUGUUUGCUUCGAGCACUAUUCAGAGAAACAAAUCAGGUUCGAUGUUCCGAGUCUCGACAAGUUCACGUACAAAGAGGAAAAUGAUGGCCUGAGCACCGCAUGGUUCGGAAAGUUGGAAAAUCUUGUAAAGGAGUUGGGGCGCUCAGAAAUUCAUAUUUGUCUAACUCUCGGCUCCAAAGCUAUUCUCGAUUAUGAGGCGGACGAAUUUCAACGCGUGUCGAAGCCUGAGGUGGAUAGUGUAACAGUCGAUAUGGAGGGUCUGUCGUCCAUAACUUGUUACGUUCUUUUUGAUGGUUUGUUUCGGAUUUUUCGCCCUAAGAUUAUAGCUCACUACAUACUUCCGGAGUCGAGCUGCGGUCGAAAGACAAACAAUGAUUUGCUCGGGAAGACACUUCUCGAGGGAGUGAGCGGGAAAUUCUCGGCGAUCGGGAGCGCCAUUUUAUUAUGUCGAGUGUGA
Striga hermonthica is the source of this 1269-nucleotide messenger RNA. The record is from the annotation of a GenBank genome assembly. Lineage: Eukaryota; Viridiplantae; Streptophyta; Magnoliopsida; Lamiales; Orobanchaceae.